Molecule: messenger RNA, 2568 nt
Organism: Lepisosteus oculatus (spotted gar)
Lineage: Eukaryota; Metazoa; Chordata; Actinopteri; Semionotiformes; Lepisosteidae
Product: inhibin beta B chain
Cellular component (GO): extracellular region
Molecular function (GO): hormone activity; cytokine activity; growth factor activity
Source: RefSeq, a predicted model, not a curated record
UGCCCUGCAGGGACGACAGCCGCAAUCCCAGUCUUGAGCACCUGAGCACCGCGGGUCAGGGUGGUAAAUGGCAGCAAAAGAAAUGCUGGUAGCAGCGGCGCUGUGGCAGAGGGUGGCACAGCGUCAUGGCGGGCAGGGCUGUGGCACGACUGCAGGAUCGUUUCCAGCAGGAGUGUCGCUGCUCCGACCGUCCUCCCCACUUUACCGCAUGAGAGGUGGAUGUAGUGUGAAGACAUGGGGCUGGCGUGACCUGCUACAAUCUCACAGCUCUUGGUGAACCAGUGUCAUCCGCACCCCUGGGUGGCAGCUCAUCACCCUCCUGUCCCGCUGUCCCUGCCUCUCUCCACAGGCCUUAUCACCUCGGGCCUGAGACACCCAGCACAAAAAAAACAAGAAAAUACAGGAGAGUGGAUGCCAUUUCCACGGUCUUCCACUGCUUAAGGCAGACGCAACAGCUCUGUCAGGUGGACAUCACCCAGGCUGAGUCUAACCCGUCUACCCUUCCUGAACCCCAUCACUUCACAGCCCGGCAUGCAGAGAGCGCAGCAGGCCAGUGAGGCUCUGCCGCAGGUCACGUCAGCCGCACGGGCGACGCCGGCCAGGAACUCUAGGCGACGUGGUUUAUGGAUCGGUGAUUUCAUCUCACUUAUCUCCGAUUCCGCCUCCUUGCAGUCACUCGCAGCGCCGGGCUGCACGACCUUUGUGCUCAUUACCCCUGGGGGAAUUGUCACUUUUCCCAGAGUCACAGGUACGCAUUGCAUCAUGUUUGCGACACACGUGCUGCCUGCCUGCCCUCUCUUUCCAAAACCAACUCUUUGGAAAGAAAGUGGAAAAAAAAAAAAGCGAAGGGCAAACGAUACAAACAGAAGUACUUUUGUACUUUGAAUUCCAACAUGUAACCCAGGUCUGAUUGACGGGCCAGUCUGAAUCAUCCCCGUGCCAGAGCCGCGGGGAUCGCAUCUUCCCUCACAGGAGGGUACAGUAGACAGUCUUAUGACCUCGCCUCCGCUCUUACAUAUAUAAGUCAAGUGGCGGCUGCUCUGAGAUGGUCAUUGGUGCGCUCCUCGAACGUGUCACAACCUUUGGUGUGGAUUACCCCAGAUCUUUCACGCCCCGGGCAGACAAGACGCGGCUGCAGGUGUGGAGGAACUCAGCGGGUCUGACAAGCCCCCGGGACCCAGAGACUCGCGUCGGCUCUCAGCUCGGGUUAGGUUUUGACUCCGUGGUCUCGGCUUGGUCUCAGUCCGCUUUCGGUCGCACCGGUGGGGCUGUGAAUGAAAACGGAACCACGCCGUCGGCUCGAAUCCAUGCUGCCGAAGUUGUCCCUAGUGAUGCUGCUACCACCCCGCGCAGAGCUCCACGCUUACAAGGUCGGCAACAGCAAAAUGCAGUCCUGGUGCCUGUCCGCUCUCCUCCUGCUGGCGCUGGCGGUGCUGGAGGGGCUGGCCGCCGCGUCCCCCGAGCAGCACGGCGCCGACGAGUCCCGCUGCCCGUCCUGCGGCAUGCCAGCCCUGGACAAGGGCUCCGAGGAGCAGCUGCUGACAGAGAUCGCCAAGCAGCAGAUCCUCAGCAAGCUGCACCUGAAGGAGCGACCCAACAUCACUCACGCGGUGCCCCGCGCGGCGCUGGUCACGGCGCUCCGAAAGCUGCACGCGGGCAGAGUGAGGCAGGAUGGCACGCUGGAGCUGGGCAACACUCCGGAGAGCGCGCAGACUAGAGACCCGGCGUACGAGAUCGUUAGUUUUGCAGACACGGACCACGCGGACAGCGCGGCCGGGCGCGGCGGGCUGGCCUUCCAGUUCUCCAAGGAGCGCGGCCAGAGCCUGCAGAUCCUGCAGUCCACGCUGUGGCUGUACGUGCGCGCGGCGGAGGCGCCGCGGGGGAAGGCGACGGCGCAGGUCUACGCGGCGGGGCCCGGCGGCGCCAAUCGCACGCUGCUGGGCCAGAAGCAGUUCGAGGUGAAGUGGGGCCGCUGGCACACCUUCACCGUCACCCGCGGCGUGCAGGCCUUCUUCGACAGCGGCGACAAGCGGCUGAGGCUGGAGCUGGAGUGCCAGGGGUGCCAGGAGCUGGCGGUGCUGGGCAGCCCGGGCAACUCCUCCCACCAGCCCUUCCUGGUGGCGCAGGUGAGGCCGCGGGACGAGAGCCACGCCAUCCGCCGGCGCUCCCUGAGCUGCGGCAGCAACGUCAGCCUGUGCUGCAAGAAGGACUUCUACAUCAAGUUCCGCGACAUCCAGUGGCAAGACUGGAUCAUCGCGCCCGAGGGCUACCACAUGAACUACUGCAUGGGCCAGUGCCCGCAGCACCUGGCGGGGGCGCCGGGCAUCGCUUCCUCCUUCCACGCCACCGUGUUCAACCAGCUCAAGGCCAACGGGAUCCACACGGCCAUCAACUCCUGCUGCGUGCCCAUCCAGCGCCGCCCGCUCUCCAUCGUCUACUUCGACUCCACGCACAGCAUCGUCAAGACGGACAUCCCCGACAUGAUCGUGGAGUCCUGCGGCUGCACAUAGUGGGCCCCGUCUCGUCCAGCAGGCGGACGAGGCCAGAGAGCGGGCAAACGCCACCGCG